Striga hermonthica is the source of this 471-nucleotide messenger RNA. Lineage: Eukaryota; Viridiplantae; Streptophyta; Magnoliopsida; Lamiales; Orobanchaceae. The record is from the annotation of a GenBank genome assembly.
AUGGCCGACCGCCAGUACCCGCCGCCGCCGACGAGGCAGACCGCCGCAUCCGUCCUCCAGAAGCUCCGCGACCACGCCCCCAAGUCCGCCCAGCUCGCCGGCCUCGCCACGCUCGUCGUCUCCGGCGGCAUCCUCCUCCUCCUCGCUGGCCUGACCCUCACCGCCGGCGUCCUCGGCCUCGUCUUCUUCGCGCCGCUGAUCCUCCUCACCAGCCCCGUGUGGCUCCCCGCCGGGAUCCUCGUGUUCGUCACCGUCUCAGGCCUCCUGUCGUUCUUCGGGCUCGGCGUGGCGGCCGUCGCCGCCGUGUCCUGGCUGUACAGGUACUUCAGGGGUUUCCACCCGCCCGGGUCGGACCGGGUCGACUACGCCCGUACCCGAAUUGCAGACACGGCGGGCCACGUGAAGGACUACGCCAGGGAGUACGGUGGGUAUUUUCAGAGCAAGGUUAAGGAUGCGGCCCCGAGCGCCUAA